AUGGGUGUUAUUGUUCCAGAGCUCAAAUAUACUCCAUUGGAGGCCAUUCCUGAUCGCGUCUCUAUCAUAAAGAAUACUUUCUUCGAGAAUAAGACUCGCGACAUCGAGUUCCGUCUCGUGCAGCUUCGCAAGCUUUACUGGGCCAUCAAAGACAAUGAGCAGGAGAUUGCCGAGGCUUGCCGACUCGACUUGAACAGGCCAUUGUUUGAAAUUAUCACCGGAGAGAGCGGAUGGGUGCUCAAUGACCUCGUUUUCAUCAUUCGCAACCUCAAGAAAUGGGCCAAGGAUGAAUCAGCUGAAGAUAUUGAAAUUACCUACAAAUUAAUGAAUCCUAAGAUUAGAAAGGAUCCCUUUGGUUGCUGUUUAGUUAUUGGCUCUUUCAACUUCCCAUUCCAGCUCACUUUGGGUCCGGCCAUUGGCGCUAUCGCCGCUGGUAAUACAGUCAUUAUAAAGCCUAGUGAAAACUCAUCGCACUGCGCCGCUAUUAUGCAAAAGCUUUUUGAGACUGCCCUUGACCCCUCCUGUUACCAGGUCAUCCAAGGUAGCAUUGAUGAGACCCAGCUUUUGCUGGCCCAGAAAUGGGACAAGAUCUUCUUCACUGGCAGUCACGCUGUCGGUCGCAUUAUCGCCAAGACUGCCGCGGAGAACUUGACCCCGGUCGUGCUCGAGUUGGGUGGUAUGAACCCGGCCAUUGUGACCAAGAGCGCGAACCCGAGAUUGGUGGCUCGCCGCAUGCUCUGGGGUAAGACUUUGAACGCAGGCCAGAUCUGCACAUCUCAGAACUAUCACCUUGUGGACAGGGAGGUCCUUCCUCAGGUGAUCGAGGAGUUCAAGAAGGCCUACGACGAGUUCUAUCCCAACGGUGCCAAGGCAUCACCCGACUACUCACGUAUUAUCAAUAAGAGACAGUUUCAACGUCUCAAGUCCGUACUUGACAACUCUAAGGGCAAGAUCUUGAUGGGUGGUGAAUUAGACGAGGAGGAGCUCUACAUAGAGCCCACCCUUGUCUUGCUCGACUCAACCGAGGACUCAUUGUGCGAGGCAGAGACCUUCGGUCCCUUCCUUACCAUCAUUCCCGUGGACAGCACAGAUGAAGCAAUUAGACUGGCUAAUAAUGUGCAAAGCACACCUCUCGGCGUCUACCCCUUCGGCAACAAGGCCGAAGUUGAGAAAAUUAUCGCCAAUACCCGAUCUGGCGGUGUUGCCGUCAACGACGCCUCUCUGCAUAUUCCCACCUUGUCAUUCGGUGGGGUCGGAGAAAGUGGUACCGGCUCAUACCGCGGUCGUGCCAGCUUCGAUGUUUGGGUGCAUCGCCGUACUAUUACCACUAGCCCCGGCUGGAUCGAGGCCAUUCUCGGGAUCCGUUACCCUCCCUACGCUGCAAAGGUGAAGCCGUUUAAAAUCGCUACUGCGACCUACCCAGACUUUGACCGCACCGGAAAAAAGAUUGUAUGCGGCUGGCUCAAGUGGUUUUUGACACUUGGAGGUGGAUCAGCUACUAAAGGGGCUGUCCGAUAUGCAACUAUUGCAGUUAUCUACUACUACGUCAUCAAAUACCUCGAGCGUGGCGGCACCAAGUUCUGGUGA
Messenger RNA from Penicillium taxi, 1587 nucleotides. Its product is annotated as hexadecenal dehydrogenase. Gene Ontology annotation, cellular component: cytoplasm. Gene Ontology annotation, biological process: aldehyde metabolic process. The transcript has 6 exons. The record is from RefSeq and is a predicted model, not a curated record. NCBI's taxonomy places the organism in Eukaryota, Fungi, Ascomycota, Eurotiomycetes, Eurotiales, Aspergillaceae. Bases 1 to 1587 code for a protein of 528 amino acids. Gene Ontology annotation, molecular function: aldehyde dehydrogenase (NAD+) activity.